AUGGAGCUAAACAGCAGAAGCAAGCAGUCUAGCAACGCAAAGGGCAAGGCCAAAGCCACGGCCAAGAUCGUAGAAGAAGAGCAGGAGGAGGAAGUUACAGACUUCAGCUCAAGCAGCUGCAGUUGCUUCUUCUGCGCCACUAAGCAGCCGGACGCCCGGAUCCGCCGCGCCAGCCUUGCCGCUUUAUUCAGGGAGCUGCCUUACUGCGAGGAUGACGGCGGCGGCAAUAAUGGCCAGUCAUGUGCCGCGGCGGUCGGCGCAGUGUGGCGCGCGGCCAUGGCCGCGCCCGACGACCCGGAGCUCCCGUCGCUCGGCGCGAUCCGGUGCAUGUCCCUCCUCCUCGCCCGCGCGCUCGCCGACGCGGCGUGGUGCCGAUGCGGCGACAAUGUGUACGUGCCGUACUACGCCGCCCACGUCAUCGGUUCGUACACUAUCCGCUCCUCCGCGCACGCCGAGCUGGCCGUCGCGGCUGGGGCCGUGCGCCCCCUGCUGUCCCUCCUCGGCGGCGCUAUGACGUGGGUCGAGCAGCGCGCGGCCGCGCGCGCCCUGGGCCACCUCGCCAGCUACGACGCCACGUUCCCGGCCGUUGCGCGGCACGCCGCCGAUGCGGUGCCGCUCGCCGUGCGAGCCGCGUCCACCUGCAUUGGCGACGUCUACGCGAACUUCGUCGCGCUGGCACCGAGCAGGCGGCCAAAGUACCAUCGCGACCUUGUGACGUGGGGGAACGGCGGUGGCGUUGACGCCGAGGACCGCAAGGCGGAGGAGUGGGCAAGCCAGCUCCAGUGCUGGUCGCUCUACUUCCUGAGCGGCCUCGCCUCCAGUGACCUGUCAUCUCAUGCCAUGAUAUGCCAAGAUGCCGCCUUCUUGCGCGAGCUGUCCCGGAUGUGGGGAGGCCUGGCGAACGGCGACUCGCCCGCCGGCGUCGGGUUGAUGCGCCUUCUCUGCCAGAGUGCAGUCGGCCGCGCCGCCAUCGCGGCGUGUCGCGACGUGCUCUCCAGUCUCUGCGACCUCGCGCGAUCGUCGGAUGACUGGCAGUACAUGUCCAUCGACUGCUUGCUCCUCCUCCUCGACGACCACGACACUUGGCACGCCGUUGCUGAUGCCACGGCGCCGUGCCUCGUUGACUUGGCCGAGCUCCGACACCUCGGUCCAAGGCGACGGCUCGGCGAUGCCAUUGCAAGUGCACUGCUUUUUGAUGAUGACCAUGCCCGUGGCCGUGAAUUAGGAGCGGAAGCAAAUGAAGCGAUUGCCAACUUGAGGGAGCUGAAGGUGGAGAGGAAGGAGAGAGAGGAAGCAAUGCCUAGGGAUGGGCUGCUCAAGAGAGAGAUAUUAGCUAAGGAGAAGAAGAGGCAAGGCAAUGACAGGUUCUUGCACGGCGACGUGGACAAGGCCAUUGAUCUGUACACCGAAGCCUUGGAGUUGUGCCCCUUGAACCGGAGGAGGGAGCGGCUGGUUCUGCACAGCAAUCGCGCGCAGUGCCGGCUCGCGCGGCGCGAGGCCGACGCCGCGGUGAGCGACGCGACGCGUGCUCUCGCGCUGGCGCGGCCGGAAAACGCGCACGCCAGGAGCCUGUGGCGCCGCGCGCAGGCGCACGACAUGAAGGGCAUGGCCAGGGAGAGCCUCCUGGACUGCCUGGCCUGCGCCGGCGCGUGGCUCGACCGCCGGAAGCACCCGCGGAGGGCGGCGCGCGGCGCCAACCCGAAGGUGCCGUACUGCGUCGCGCGGAUGAUCAGCAAGCAGAUGAGCGUGACAGGGCUGUUCGCCGGCGUGACGACGAACGGCAACGAGGCAGGUAGUGGUGAGUGCAUGCCACGGUGCAGCGAAGACGACGACGGGGACGACGAGGACGACGAAGAUGAUCGCGAUGAUGACGAUGAAAGCGAGGAGGAGGGAUUUGCCAACAAUGCUAGAUUGGAGAUUUGAACGUCAGGUUAAGCAGGAAGUUAAAUUGUGGAACACCAUACGCUAUCUUAAAUUGAUUUGUAGUAUUGAUCAUGAAAUGGUUUUCAUGGCUCAGGUAGGGAUUUGCAAAUCAUUACGGGAGAUGCUUGGAAGAGGUUGGCACGAAGGACAUAAAAGUGCAAAGCUUUUGUUAUCUCAUGAUCCACAGUUGUAAACUGGCACACACUGAUAAAUGUAGGGAAAUAAGGGCUCCACUGCGGCUAUUGCUAUUAGCCAGAGACAGAGUUGGAGAUGAAGUGAUCGGUGCAGUGGCUACCCUUUGAUGCGCAUGGUGAAUCCUAAUUUUUGCAUUUUUAGGUUCACAUGUCAAUUAUUAAUCAUUAGAAUGAAUCGUUAACCGUCAUUUAUAGAUCGUCGCAACUGUCAAUUUCUUCAU
This is a messenger RNA of Phragmites australis (common reed), 2338 nucleotides long. RefSeq lists its product as uncharacterized. Gene Ontology annotation, molecular function: protein binding. Lineage: Eukaryota; Viridiplantae; Streptophyta; Magnoliopsida; Poales; Poaceae. Bases 1 to 1923 code for a protein of 640 amino acids. The transcript has a single exon. The record is from RefSeq and is a predicted model, not a curated record.